CACACUGCGGCAGCUGUCCCCUCCGGACCAUGGCCGACGACGACGUGCUGUUCGAGGAUGUGUACGAGCUGUGCGAGGUGAUCGGCAAGGGUCCCUUCAGUGUUGUACGACGAUGUAUCAACAGAGAAGCUGGGCAGCAAUUUGCUGUAAAAAUUGUUGAUGUAGCCAAAUUCACAUCAAGUCCAGGGUUAAGUACAGAAGAUCUAAAGCGGGAAGCCAGUAUCUGUCAUAUGCUGAAACAUCCCCACAUUGUAGAGUUAUUGGAGACAUAUAGCUCAGAUGGAAUGCUUUACAUGGUUUUUGAAUUUAUGGAUGGCGCAGAUCUGUGUUUUGAAAUCGUAAAGCGAGCUGACGCUGGCUUUGUAUACAGUGAAGCUGUAGCCAGUCACUACAUGAGACAGAUACUGGAAGCUCUACGCUAUUGUCAUGAUAAUAACAUAAUUCACAGGGAUGUGAAGCCCCACUGUGUUCUCCUCGCCUCAAAGGAAAACUCGGCACCCGUUAAACUUGGGGGCUUUGGGGUAGCUAUUCAAUUAGGAGAGUCUGGACUUGUAGCUGGAGGACGCGUUGGAACACCUCAUUUUAUGGCCCCAGAAGUUGUCAAAAGAGAGCCUUACGGAAAACCUGUAGAUGUCUGGGGUUGUGGCGUGAUCGUUUUUAUCCUGCUAAGUGGUUGCUUGCCUUUUUAUGGAACCAAGGAAAGACUGUUUGAAGGUAUUAUUAAAGGAAAAUAUAAGAUGAAUCCAAGGCAGUGGAGCCAUAUCUCUGAAAGUGCCAAAGACCUAGUCCGUCGCAUGCUGAUGCUGGAUCCAGCUGAAAGGAUCACCGUGUAUGAAGCACUGAAUCACCCAUGGCUUAAGGAGAGGGAUCGUUAUGCCUACAAGAUUCAUCUUCCAGAAACAGUAGAGCAACUGAGGAAAUUCAAUGCAAGGAGGAAACUAAAGGGUGCAGUCCUAGCAGCUGUGUCAAGUCACAAAUUCAACUCGUUCUACGGUGACCCCCGUGAAGAAUUGCCCGAUUUCUCUGAAGACCCUACCUCCUCAGGAGCAGUCUCACAGGUGCUGGACAGCCUGGAAGAAAUUCACGCACUUACAGACUGCAGUGAAAAGGACUUAGAUUUUCUACACAGUGUUUUCCAGGAUCGGCAUUUUCACACACUACUAGAUCUGUAUGACAAAAUUAACACAAAGUCUUCACCACAAAUCAGGAAUCCUCCAAGCGAUGCAGUACAUAGAGCCAAAGAGGUAUUGGAAGAAAUUUCAUGUUACUCCGAGAAUAAUGAUGCAAAGGAACUAAAGCGUAUUUUAACACAACCUCAUUUCAUGGCCUUACUUCAGACUCAUGAUGUAGUGGCACAUGAAGUUUACAGCGAUGAGGCGUUGAGGGUCACACCUCCUCUCACCUCUCCCUAUUUAAAUGGUGAUUCUCCAGAAAGCGCAAACGGAGACAUGGAUAUGGAGAAUGUGACCAGAGUCCGCCUGGUCCAGUUCCAAAAGAACACAGAUGAGCCCAUGGGAAUCACUUUAAAAGUGAAUGAACUAAAUCACUGUAUUGUUGCAAGAAUUAUGUACGGGGGCAUGAUUCACAGGCAAGGAACACUUCACAUUGGUGAUGAAAUUCGAGAGAUUAAUGGCAUCAGUGUGGCUAACCAAACAGUCGAACAGCUGCAAAAAAUGCUUCGGGAAAUGCGGGGGAGUAUCACCUUCAAGAUCGUGCCGAGUUACCACACUCAGUCAUCGUCCUGCGAGAGAGAUUCCCCCUCCACUUCCAGACAGUCCCCAGCUAAUGGUCAUAGCAGCACUAACAAUUCUGUUUCGAUCUAUGUAAGAGCACAAUUUGAAUAUGAUCCAGCCAAGGAUGACCUCAUCCCCUGCAAAGAAGCUGGCAUUCGAUUCAGAGUUGGCGACAUUAUCCAGAUUAUUAGUAAGGAUGAUCACAACUGGUGGCAGGGUAAACUGGAAAACUCCAAAAAUGGAACCGCAGGUCUCAUUCCUUCUCCUGAACUUCAGGAAUGGCGAGUCGCUUGCAUCGCCAUGGAGAAAACCAAACAGGAGCAGCAGGCCAGCUGUAACUGGUUCGGCAAGAAAAAGAGGCAGUACAAAGACAAAUACUUGGCAAAGCACAAUGCAGUGUUCAAUCAAUUAGAUCUCGUUACAUAUGAAGAAGUAGUAAAACUGCCAGCAUUCAAAAGGAAAACACUAGUUUUAUUAGGUGCAUACGGUGUUGGGAGAAGACACAUAAAAAACACUCUCAUCACAAAGCACCCAGACCGGUUUGCGUACCCUAUUCCACAUACAACCAGACCUCCAAAGAAAGAUGAAGAAAAUGGAAAGAACUAUUACUUUGUAUCUCAUGACCAAAUGAUGCAAGACAUCUCUAAUAACGAGUACUUGGAGUAUGGCAGCCAUGAGGAUGCGAUGUAUGGGACAAAACUGGAGGCCAUCCGGAAGAUCCAUGAGCAAGGCCUGAUUGCAAUACUGGACGUGGAGCCUCAGGCACUGAAGGUCCUGAGGUCUGCAGAGUUCGCUCCUUUUGUUGUUUUUAUUGCCGCACUGACUAUCACUCCAGGUUUAAAUGAGGACGAAUCUCUUCAGCAUCUGCAGAAGGAGUCUGACAUCUUACAGAGAACAUACGCACACUACUUCGAUCUCACAAUUAUCAACAAUGAAAUUGAUGAGACAAUCAGACAUCUGGAGGAAGCCGUGGAGCUCGUGUGCACGGCCCCGCAGUGGGUCCCCGUCUCCUGGGUCUAUUAGGCCUCUCACGAGACCUGCCGCAAACCCGGGGGCCACCUCUUCAUUCAUGGAAAAGCCUCUUUGUUAUCGGCCGUGUGUCAGCAGGUCAUGGUCCCUAGAGACUACCUAGUUGUAGUGUGACCUCCAUUUAUAAUUAUUGUCAUGUCUGAAUCGAUAGGAGGAGAAAACAAUUACACACUCAUUUAAAGAGACAGUAUCCUUUUUAAUCAGUUCUCCUAAACUUUAAUAAACUGUAUCUUUAAAUGUAUGUAUUAUUCAAUCCUUUGGAAUGUUAUAUUUUUGGAAAUCAUAGCUUUUUAUUUCCAAGGCCCCUAAAACCUGCACAAAAUAGAUGCUGCUUUCUAUAAUCUAUUUUAAUAAUAAACAAUGAUUCUGUUACCUUGA
Messenger RNA from Suricata suricatta (meerkat), 3140 nucleotides. Its product is annotated as peripheral plasma membrane protein CASK-like. Bases 30 to 2756 code for a protein of 908 amino acids. The record is from RefSeq and is a predicted model, not a curated record. Gene Ontology annotation, biological process: protein phosphorylation; regulation of neurotransmitter secretion. Gene Ontology annotation, molecular function: signaling receptor binding; protein kinase activity; ATP binding. Gene Ontology annotation, cellular component: cell-cell junction; plasma membrane; basolateral plasma membrane. Lineage: Eukaryota; Metazoa; Chordata; Mammalia; Carnivora; Herpestidae. The transcript has 2 exons.